GUAUAUGAAAUAAAGAAUAGGGUUAAGAAGCAGAGAGUAGAAUUAAACACAAUGGCAAGGGAAGAGGGGGAGGUGAAGCUCAUAGGAUUUUGGGUGAGUCCAUUUGUUCGCAGAGUAGAGUGGGCACUGAAACUGAAAGGUAUAGAUUACGAGUACAUAGAAGAAGAUGUAUUCAACAAAAGUCCUCUCCUUCUAAAACUCAACCCUGUUGUGAAGAAAGUUCCUGUUCUUGUUCAUCACCAGAAACCCAUAGCUGAAUCCUUCUUUAUCCUUGAAUACAUCGACGAGACAUGGAAACAUGGCCCUUCGUUGCUUCCUCAAGAUCCUUAUGAAAGAGCACGAGCUCGGUUUUGGGCUAAAUUUGCCGAAGAAAAGGUCUUGGAAGCUGCACACAAUGCAAUGUGCUCUCUAGGAGAAGAUAAAGAAAAAGCUGUGAAAUUAGCCACAGAAGCCUUGGAAAAAAUAGAGGAAGAGCUUAAUAAGGGAAAGAAGGAGAAGUUCUUUGGAGGUGAAGAUAUUGGGUAUAUGGAUAUCGCAAUCGGGUGGAUAUCUUACUGGUUACCCGUUUGGGAAGAAGUUGGGUCCAUGCCCAUUUUAGACCCACCCAAAUUUCCUGCUAUCACUGAGUGGACCAACAACUUUGUUAAUCACCCUCUCAUCAAACACAAUUUGCCUCCUCGAGACAAGAUGGUUGAUUAUUUUCAUGAGCGUGCCAAAAACUUGACUUCAUUUCCUAAUUGAUGGUUUAAAAUUUAAGAACAAGCCACUUCUCUUGUGUGCAUUAUGUUUUCGUACAAUUAGGUUUUGGAAAUAAUUAAAUUUAGAUCAAUAAUCUUUUUGAAAAUAAUGAACUUUAUUGUUGAAUGGUUUAAAUAAGACUUACUUAUAAUAUUAAGUUUUUUCUU
Messenger RNA from Ziziphus jujuba (common jujube), 905 nucleotides. RefSeq names its product probable glutathione S-transferase. The transcript is spliced from 2 exons. The record is from RefSeq and is a predicted model, not a curated record. Lineage: Eukaryota; Viridiplantae; Streptophyta; Magnoliopsida; Rosales; Rhamnaceae. The coding region runs from base 52 to 741 and encodes 229 amino acids. Gene Ontology annotation, cellular component: cytoplasm. Gene Ontology annotation, molecular function: glutathione transferase activity. Gene Ontology annotation, biological process: glutathione metabolic process.